Molecule: messenger RNA, 1701 nt
Organism: Aspergillus tanneri
Lineage: Eukaryota; Fungi; Ascomycota; Eurotiomycetes; Eurotiales; Aspergillaceae
Exons: 3
Coding region: 1-1701 (566 amino acids)
Source: RefSeq, a predicted model, not a curated record
AUGAGUGCCUUUCUUUUCUAUAAGCCAAAUUCACAUCCAGGUCGUUACUCCAGGAGGGAGCGUUUCAGUUUGCGCCACACUGUGCUAUCAGAUAAUGCAUUGGAUAAUGGGUCAGAUCUCUCCAUGAAGAGAUCAACCUUCGCCAAACCCGCGCGUUCCAGCGUUGGCAAUGAGCUUGAUAUGAACAUCCACAACUUGGGCCAGACCCAGUCAACGUUUGUGUGUGCGGAAACCCUGCCCCAGGGUUCGGAUGAACAUGAUGCUUGCAGAACAUCUAUCAAUGAUGAUCUGGAUUCGUUGCACAGCCUGUUCUCCGAACUGGAUACAGAUUCGAAAAGUAAUGGCAGUGUGGCAGAUGAAGUACAUCCUGCGGAAUUAGUUUCAACCUUUUCUAUUAAAGAUAUACCUCCUAGUGGCUCCAGUCACAGUCCAAGCAGAGGCGAUACCCUCCAUACAAAGGAUUCCGGCCCAAAUAUCUCCCCCUCACCAAUCCUACAGCGCAUGGACACAUUUUUGGACGACUCCUUUACUGAGUCAUUAUAUCCUCUCGCACGUCAUGAGCACCUAGAACGGGUAGACGAUCUUGUACCGACAGGGGACGGCGAUAUACUGGCAGCUAAGGCCUGUAAAAUUGAUGAGAUAUCCUUAAAGACGAGUGAUUCAGAAGCUCAGGAUAGCCUCUACCUUUUUCAUAACGUUGAUUGCUCCGAUGCCACAAACUGCACUUCUAUUCCCGAGUUGAAUGAAUUAUUUAUCGAGAAUGUAACCGGUUGUUCUGGCCUCACAACCAACCCCAGUACUGUGGCUUCAUGGGGGGAUAUAGAUGUGGAGAUGCAAGACGUGCCACAUAAUCUGGGAGAGGCACCAAAGAGUACUGAGAGGGCGUCAAAUAAUACUACGUCUUCAGAAGAGCUUUGCGAUUCUAGUACCCCCUUACAGCCAAGUCAACAGCGGAGUUUCACUUAUGACACCAGUAGCGAUAUUUCCGCCCAUUUCACGGAACUGCCCUUAAGCAGCGUUCAAGAUCCACAGACGAAACGUGCUGAAUUCUCUCAUGUAGAGAUCCGGGACCGCCGUCCCUUGGAGAUGACCAGAUCUUCUGUUGAGGCUUUAGGAAAUCCUGUCUACAGUCCAAUUUCGAGCUGUCACCACCCCCCAACCACCAACGGGCCAUGGCAUUUGAAUGGAACAGUUCUUUCCAUCGACCUCCGAUAUGCAGAAGUUCCCACCCGUUUUGGAAAAUCCACUUUUCAUGUGUUUGAUGGCCAAGUUAUUCAAAUCCUUACGCUCGUCCACGGACCCAUCAAAGCACCACCUCCUCAAAAGCCCAUUUCUAGUGCUAAGACUAGUACAAAGAAGCGGAAACUUAACCGUCCUGCCGCGGCUGCUGGCCGUCUCUCACCCAAACAAAAGCAAUGUCUUGUGCAGUUAAGGGAGGAAGGUUAUACAUGGAAUGAGGUCACAUCCCGAUUUCCAGGCAGAAAGAAGGGCACACUUCAGGCAGCCUAUUACACGACGCGGAAGAAGUUAAACCAGCAAGCCUCUCUACCCCGACAACAUCCCAGACGGUUAGUAUCAGAGCGCCAAGGCUCUGGUAGCCUGUCACAUAGACAGACGGAGACUAUCGGAAAUUCAGAGCUAAGGCAGGGUAACAACCUAGAACAUCCACGGUACAAUCUGCGGUCAAGAGGAGUCCGGUAA